Molecule: messenger RNA, 699 nt
Organism: Dacryopinax primogenitus
Lineage: Eukaryota; Fungi; Basidiomycota; Dacrymycetes; Dacrymycetales; Dacrymycetaceae
Exons: 2
Coding region: 1-699 (232 amino acids)
Source: RefSeq, a predicted model, not a curated record
AUGCCUGACGUAUGGCGGAUUCCCGAACUCGCAACGCACAUAAUUGGGUUUUUGCCAGACACAGAUGCGAAGCGCGUCUUGCAAUGUUGCCGUCGCGACUUCGAGCUUGCAGUUGGACGAGCGUGGGAAACGACGGAGACGCAAGACUUACACAAACUGCUGAAGGUGCUAUCUAUUGCGACGAAUAAGGACCAUGCUCUGGAGCGACUGAGAAUGUAUAUGCGCUUGAUCAAGACGUUGGACUUGUACUGGGAAACAUACCAGGACGAGGCCGACGAGUGCAUAAGGUUACUGCAUGGUUGGCUACUUGAAACUGUCGAAUUUCCCCUGCUUCCCUCUCUUCGUUCCUUGCAAAUAAGUCUGGCUUCACAAGAACGCAUGGAAGUGGCGACGAUGCUCAUCCAGCCGACACUGCAAUCCUUCACCAUCGAUGAUCAGACCAUUUUUUGCAAACUUCCCUGGCUGGCCAUGGGUUAUCCAAGAGGAUACCCAUCCGAACUCUGGGAAUCCCCCUCAUUCAAAGCGUUGAAUGGGAGGCUGGCGUUCACAAGCAACCUGACCGAAUUCAAGUGUCUCGAGGGUUACGCGUACUUCGACGAUGACGAAAUGUUCCACAGCACUUUUGCAAACCUUCCCAGCCUGACUGCCAUACACUUCAGGGCCCUUCUUGGACGAAAGACAAAAUUGCUACCGUCAUAG